Messenger RNA from Enterobius vermicularis (human pinworm), 1869 nucleotides. Lineage: Eukaryota; Metazoa; Nematoda; Chromadorea; Rhabditida; Oxyuridae. The record is from the annotation of a GenBank genome assembly.
AUGGAUGUUUCUGAAGAGGAGGUCAUUAAUUUACUGCCUGUUGAGGUUUACAACGUUUUCAGAAAGUUCAGUUUCACAUCAUUUACUGAAGUUCAGCGUGCAACAAUACAUCAGCUUUUGAGGGCAAAAGACGUAAUAGUUCAAGCGCCGACGGGUUCUGGAAAAACGCUGGCGUAUGUGGUACCGCUGUUUUCCAUUUUAGUAAAGAAGUGGCCUAAGAAUGAAACGGGAGCCUUGAUUAUCGUGCCGAGUCGAGAGUUAGCUUAUCAGGUAUGCACAGUCUGUCAACCGUUUGCGGAUGCUUUGGAAAUUACGCUCUGUGUACAUGUGGGCAAGAAAAAAAGGAAAGAUGGCAUUUCGGACCCUGUGGAUCUGAACUUCGGGGGCACUGUAGUAAUAGCCACGCCAGGGAAGUUAGCGAAACUGGUUGGAGUGGCAGAAAAUAUCAAGUCAUUAAGAAGUCUUGAAUUUCUUGUAAUCGACGAAGUGGACCGCCUUUUUGAUGUAGCUUUCAAGCAAAGUAUGACGACCAUUAUGGCUGUCCUACCAAAGCAGCGCAGGACGGGCUUACUCUCCGCCACUCAAGCGAAGGAUAAGGAAGACCUUGCGAUGUUUGGCUUGAGAAACCCAGUCGAACUAACCUUAGCUGACCCUGACAAAGGAAAGACCUCUACUACGGGUGAUGUUGUUACUCCAUCAUCCUUAUUGAAUUAUUACGUGGUCAUUAAAGCUGAAGAAAAGCUUAGUGCUCUAGUAGAGUUUAUAAGGAGUCAGAAGGAAGCCAAGAUUUUAGUUUUCUUUUCUACUUGUAAGUGUGUGGAGUACAUGAAAAACGUCCUUACACCAGUAUUAAAGAAACGUCAAUUGCUGGCUCUGCAUGGGAAGAAAAAAAACGGUCAUCUGUCACAGUUAGAUAUGUUUCGAAAAACGCGAAGAAGCAUUCUGUUCAGUACUGACUUACUAUCGCGUGGGAUUGAUGUGCCAGAUAUCGAUUGGGUUGUCCAGUUCGAUAUACCAAAGGAGUCCAGCUGGUAUGUUCAUCGUAUCGGACGUAGCGGAAGGAGUGGUCGUGAAGGCAAUAGUUUACUUUUAAUUUCGCCAGAACAGGAUGCGUAUAUCCAAUUUUUGCAGAAAUAUGAAAAAUUGGAACUUAGACGGAUGAGGAUCCCGACCUGCACAGCUCUGAAAGCUGAGCAAUUACGAAACAAGAUCAUUAAACUAGCUUCCAGCGACCGGUAUCAGGCUAACGUGAUGUUUAUAAUACAAGACAGCAAUAGCAAAUUAAUAGACCUUUUUUUCGCUACACAGUUUCAAUUUUUUCCUGGUAUUGCUUCGGCUAUUGAACUCAGACAAGGAAGCUGUUUCAGAGAAAUCUUAGAAAAUGGCACGGAGGCGUUUGUGUCAUUCAUAGAAUCCUACGGGAGACACGACUGCAAUAUUGUUUGUCCCCUAGCAGUUCCGUUUUCAGCUUGCAGAGUAUCAGUACCGGGUCAGUUAUUUGACCUAGUUAUAUUUAUAGAGUUGGAUGUAGUUGGUUGCGCUCAUGCAUACGGCUUGUUAAGAAUGCCACGUAUGAAGGAAUUCAGAAAUCGGGACUUGAGUCUCUUUAAGCGUGUGGAUAUCAACACUGCUUCAGUGCCCUUCAAGAAUAAAAAGCAGGAACAGAGAAGGCAGGAGAAUAUGCUAAAACUGCACACGGAAACAACCCCUAGGAAGCAGUUUUCAAAGACAUCGGACGCUCGCAAAGGACGCAAGCGAGCAAAUGUUGAGCAGGAUUGGGAGGAGUUGGCCAGUGAUAUAACUUUACUAAAAAAGUUCAAGAAGGGUCGGUUGGGAAAAAAGGAACUGAAUGAGAAAUUUAUCGUUUAG